ACACGGCAGCCACGAGAUGUAGCUUGGCAGGGAAACCAGCGGCGCGAGCAAACAGGUCCCCCCACCCCCGCACUUGUUCCCUGUGCCUGUCCCUGCCCGGGUGCUCCGGGGCGGGCUGCCCCCUCCCCGCCAGCGGCUGGGGUCUCUCCUCUGGACAAGGCACUGAGUGAGUGACGGGGGACGCGGCCAGGCUUGAAGAAUGGCAUGCAAAGAUGGUUUCUGCCAAGGAGCUAGUGAUCGCGAUGUCCUCGGGUCUCUCCAUCACCCUCCUGCACUUCCUGUGCCUGGCGACCUGCGUCACCGAGCCCCCGGGACAGAUCAAAAAGGAGGAGAAAUUAUGGCCGGAGAAUUUUACAAGCAUCCUGAACAGUCUCCUGGAUGGUUAUGACAACAGGCUGCGUCCUGGAUUUGGGGGUAUGGUUACUGUGCACGGUCCCUCCUGUCUGUCAGUCUGCCUGUGUGUCUGUCUGUGGGGAGAACUAGGUCCUGUUACUGAAGUCAAAACAGAUAUAUAUGUCACCAGUUUUGGACCUGUUUCCGAUGUAGAAAUGGAGUACACAAUGGAUGUCUUCUUUCGUCAGACAUGGGUGGACAAAAGAUUAAAAUAUGAUGGUCCCAUUGAAAUUUUAAGACUUAAUAACAUGAUGGUUUCAAAAGUGUGGACACCUGACACUUUUUUCAGAAAUGGGAAAAAAUCCGUCUCGCAUAAUAUGACAGCCCCAAAUAAACUUUUUAGAAUAAUGAGAAAUGGCACCAUCUUAUACACAAUGAGGCUUACCAUAAGUGCAGAAUGUCCCAUGAGAUUAGUGGAUUUUCCAAUGGAUGGUCAUGCUUGUCCUCUCAAAUUUGGGAGUUAUGCAUAUCCAAAGAGUGAAAUGAUUUACACCUGGACAAAAGGACCUGAGCAAUCUGUGGAAGUUCCUGAAGAGUCUUCCAGUUUAGUUCAGUAUGACCUGCUUGGGCAUACUGUGUCCACUGAAACUGUUAAAUCUAUUACAGGUGAAUAUGUUGUUAUGACAGUUUACUUCCACCUCAGACGGAAAAUGGGUUAUUUUAUGAUUCAGACAUAUAUCCCAUGCAUUAUGACUGUGAUCCUCUCGCAAGUGUCAUUUUGGAUAAAUAAGGAAUCUGUUCCAGCUAGAACCGUAUUUGGAAUAACGACAGUUUUGACAAUGACAACAUUGAGCAUCAGUGCAAGGCAUUCAUUGCCAAAAGUAUCCUAUGCCACUGCCAUGGACUGGUUCAUAGCUGUCUGCUUUGCCUUUGUGUUCUCUGCUCUUAUUGAGUUUGCUGCUGUCAACUAUUUUACUAACGUUCAAAUGGAAAAGGCCAAAAGGAAGACAGUGAAAUCUCUCCUUGAAUUUCCAGUCAUGCCAGUGAAGCGAGAACAGUGCACAGAAGAGGCACUCAUGGCUACAGAUGCCAAUUCAAAUGUGAGGAAAAGAACAAACGCCAUGGCACAGUCAGAGGCCGAUGGUGGGAACCGAACUGACACAGCAAACAGUUCCAUCCAACCUUCUGUGGUAACUCAGGGGUCUUCUGACAUUACACCCCAGUCUCUUUCAGCAUCAAGUCCAAACCCGUUCAGUCGCCUGAAUGUAUCAGAAACAUUGUCUUCUGCAAGAGCUACUCCUCCAGCUCCUCCCUCCACCCCAAUUUUAACUGGAUGCAUAACACAGCAUGCCACAGCUGGAUCCCCAUCCAUUCAUCAUUUACUUGGAUCUAGACUGGAGCAGAUUCAGACCACAGCUAAUACGAUGGGAGCAUCUGUAAAGCCGUCUGCUAUCUCUCCGUCUCCUGCUCCCCCUGCUUCCAGCUCUGGCACUAGUAAGAUAGACAAAUAUGCACGCAUUCUAUUUCCUGUCACAUUUGGAGCAUUUAACAUGGUCUACUGGGUAGUGUAUCUAUCCAAGGAUACCAUGGAAAAAUCAGAAAGUCUAAUGUAGUUUUGCUGCUAUGUAGUAGUUUCCUUAAUUAUUAUAACACAUUUGUUGCAGGGUUCCUUCUUUUAAAACUUUUUUUUUUUUUUUUAAAAGGAGACCAUUAAUUCUUACGUUACUAGGCUCUGUGCUAGGUUCCCACUGCAAAGAACAAGUUUAUUGGGACAAUUAACUAACUCAUCGCUGAAUAAAGGGUAAGAAAUUGGCUUCUCUCUCCCAAAUAGGUACACAGAACAGGGCCGGCUCCAGGCACCAGCUUGGCAAGCAGGUGCUUGGGGCAGCCACU
Trachemys scripta elegans is the source of this 2226-nucleotide messenger RNA. It is a transcript of the gene GABRA4, whose product is annotated as gamma-aminobutyric acid type A receptor subunit alpha4. Gene Ontology annotation, biological process: synaptic transmission, GABAergic; signal transduction; nervous system process. NCBI's taxonomy places the organism in Eukaryota, Metazoa, Chordata, Testudines, Emydidae. The record is from RefSeq and is a predicted model, not a curated record. The transcript has 9 exons. Bases 213 to 1946 code for a protein of 577 amino acids. Gene Ontology annotation, cellular component: neuron projection; GABA-A receptor complex; dendrite membrane. Gene Ontology annotation, molecular function: inhibitory extracellular ligand-gated monoatomic ion channel activity; benzodiazepine receptor activity; GABA-gated chloride ion channel activity.